UGCCGGGCCAGGCGGCGGGGAGGCCGUGCCGGGCCGUGGGGAGCAGGUCCGGGGCAGUGGGGCGGACGCAGGGGGAGGGGGGAGCCCCUCUCGGAGCAGCCGGCGCGGCGGCUCCGGCAGGUGGCACUGGCCGCCUCCCCCGUCCGCCUCCCCCGCUCCCCCCCCCGGCCCGGGCUCCGCCGCCGCCGCGCUCAGUCCGGCAGCGUCGAUGCUGCUGAGCGGAGCGGCGGCCGGCUCGGAGCGUGGCGGCGGCGCCGGGGCCGGAGGGGCCCCGCAGUGCGUGGGCACCAUGGCCCGCUGGCUCCGCGAGCACCUGGGCUUCCGAAGCGCCAAGCCCGCGCCCCCUGCGCCGCCCAAGCCCGACUACCGCGACGGGCCGCCGCCGCAGCCACCCCCGCCGCCCGGGGGCGCCGCCGAGCCGCUGGCCGCCGCCCAGCCCGACAUCGUGGCGGCCUACCGGCUGCAGAAGGAACGCGACUUCGAGGACCCCUACAGCGGGGCGCCGCCGCCCGCCGCCCCCGACGGGCCCCGGUAUGUCUCGCCCAAGCACCGGCUCAUCAAGGUGGAGGCGGUGGAGAAGGUGCCCGCCAGUCCCCCUCCUCCCUCAUCCGCCGCUCCCAGCUCGCCGCCGGCCGGCCCCGAGCUGCCCGACGAGCCACCGCAGGAGCUGGCUGUCCUGGAGGACUAUGCAGAUCCCUUCGAUGCGGCGCAGGUGGCGGGUAGCCAGGCAGGGCUGGAGAAGGUGACAGAAAAUGAUGGAUACAUGGAACCGUAUGAAGCCCAGAAGAUGAUGGCUGAGAUCCGCCAGAAGGGCUUACGGGAGGCUCCCGCCCGGCCACUGCACCUCUAUGACACUCCCUAUGAGCCCGUGCUUGGAGGGCUGGACAUGGAUGGUGACCGCCCAGCUUGCCCCAGGCCCAGGGAGUCCCGGCUGCCAGAGGAUGAUGAGCGGCCACCAGAGGAGUAUGACCAGCCCUGGGAGUGGAAGAAGGAGCGGAUCUCCAAAGCCUUUGCAGUUGAAAUCAAGGUCAUUAAAGACCUGCCAUGGCCACCGCCGGUGGGACAGCUCGACAGUGGUGAAAGCCCCCUGGACAGUGAGGCCGGUGCCUCCGUCCCUCUGCAGCAUGGCCAGCCCAGCUACGAAGACGCCAAUGGUCCAUCGGAGGGGCUGGGUUACGGUUGCACCUCGCCCUGCAGGGAGGAGAAGGCCAGGGCUGCCCUGAGGCAUGGCUCCAGCAGCCUAAAGAGCACGAAGACGCUUAUCGCCGAGCCUGGCCCCUUUGUUGGGGAGAGGAUUGACCCUGCCCUGCCCCUGGAGAGCCAGUGCUGGUACCAUGGGGCCAUCAGCCGGACGGAUGCAGAGACGCUGCUGAGGCUGUGCAAGGAGGCCAGCUACUUGGUGCGCAACAGCGAAACCAGCAAGAAUGACUUCUCCCUCUCCUUGAAGAGCAGCCAAGGCUUCAUGCACAUGAAACUGUCCCGGACCCAAGAGAACAAGUAUGUGCUGGGUCAGCACAGCCCACCCUUCGACAGCGUGCCAGAGAUCAUUCAUCACUAUGCCAGCCGCAAGCUGCCCAUCAAGGGGGCUGAGCACAUGUCCUUGCUCUACCCGGUGGCUAUCCGUACCCUAUAGUACUCACCUGCCACAAGCCAGGCUCCAGGCUGGGUGCAUCUGAAACUGGUCCAUCUGCAGGGCCGAGCGCAGUCACGCUGACCACAGGCUCUGGACCGGCAGCUCACAAACAGCUCGCUGGGCACAGCCAGCACUGUUGGGGUUGCUGCAGCUGGACCCCUCAUCCUGCUCUCCUGGGGGGCUCCUGUGCACUGGUUUGCCUGCUGGGAUGGCGCUGGGGGGGAACCCCUGCAUGAGGAGCUGAGAGGGGCUCACUGGCUGCCCACUGCCCUUGCCUGCCUCCAGGCAGAGCUCAGGACAUAAGGACUGGAGCUGGGGCCUUGGAGAGGCAAGGGAGGGGGGUGAUGUGUGGGAAAAGGGAGAGAAGUCAUCUGGUGGCAGGCCUGAGGUGCCUCCAUGAGGGUGCCUGGCUCUGCCUGUGGGAGACAGAGUGGCUGUGCCUGCAGGUGAGGAGGCUGGCAGGGACAAGCCUGCCAGGAAUAGCGAGGCGUGGUGCGCCGAGCAGGCUGUCCCCCCCCCGGCACGGUGCUCAGCGCUCACCGCCAUCCUUUGCCAAAUGUACAUAGUGACCGCCCUCGGCUGGGCGUGCAGCACCACUGCCUAAUAAAGUGGUGUAUGUUCGCCUCCUGCUCCAUGCAUCCCACCACCCUAAGUGGGGGAUCGGUGUGGCAAAACAGCAGGAAGGGGGAUUUUAUUAUACAAAAGCUGGAAGUGAAUUGCUUUUUCCUUCGCUCUUGAAUACACUGAGACCCGUGUGCCUGAGCGGUCCAGCCAGCUCACUCAUCUGUAACAUGGGGGACAAGGGAAGCUGGCGGUCAUGUCCUUGCUAUGUCUUUGGGACACUCUGUGGGCAGCAGUGAGCUGAUUUUUGGACUUGCCUGUUAUUCGCUGUGGAAGGGGGUGCUCUUUGGGAUCUUUUUGCCUCCUUGUUUUCCUUCACCCUUCGUAAGUUUUAAGCAAAAUCCCUGAAUUCACAGAUCUCAUCUCCUCCUCUGGAUAUUUACUGGUCCCAGUCCUGUUCUUUGUCUUCCUGAUACCUUGUCUUUGGGCUAGCUUGCUCCUUUUCUUCAUUCGGCUGAAGCUGUGUAUGAUGCUCUGUAGCAUUUAAUGCAUACCUUGCCUUUUAACCUUGUUCCUGGUGUUGCUUGCUGCUGUACCUACACAUGUUUACUCCAUCCAUGCUUCAGACUAAGCUCAGUGUCACUGUUGCUCCUCUUCAGCGUGUUCCCUUUCUCCUCCAGUCCCUUGGUGGUCCUGCUGUGCUCAGCAGGGGGAAUGACAACAGCAAAUUUGCUGCUGGACCAGCAAAACCUUUUGCAUCAGCGGAGCAAAGUGCUUGGGGCAUUGGUGAUGAUGCAUCAGCAGUGGUUUGAUGAAGGCUUUGUGAAAAAGCAUCAUCCUCCUCACUGCCUGUUCCCAGAAAAAAGCUGGUCCUGCUGAGGGGCGUGGAGGUGGUCAAUGGGGCCACGGGGACCUUGCAUGGGUCCCCGCUCUACUUACUGUCCAGGGCUCCAGAGUUUUCCAGCUCAGUCUGUAGCCAGGGAUCACUGUCCUGACUCCCCCAUGGCUUUGAGCUGCUGUGGGGACCAUUGGGCAUGGCCAGCGAGGUCCACGAGCGCACACUGCGGUUUGGAGGCUGCAGAAACUGGUGGUUUGUUCCAGGAUACCUCAGCCUCUGUCGCUCCUUAAAAGGCAGCAGUUUGAGCUCAUCAGGCGCCCUGUGUCUCCUUACAGCCCUGCUUGGCUGCCUCUCUCCAUCCCAAGGAGGCAUCUUGUCCAGCAGGGACAGAGGCAACAGCAGCUGGAGGGUUUUUGUCCUGGCAGUGCCACACCAGAGCCUGCAGAAAGGGCUGGAGAUGCAGAAAUCUGCAGAGAUACUCUUGGAUGCCCUUGCUGCAUUUAAAGGUUUCAAGGGCUCUUAGCAACCCUGCUGUGCCCUGAUGACUCCAGUACAGAGCUCAUCCCGGGGGAUACACUGUCUUCCCCGUGGCCACAGCUGGGAAAGCAGAGGCUUCUCGCGUCCAUGCAGCUGGGGAACAUAAGCACAUGAGAGCCUCCCCAUAAUCUGUUUCUUUCUCUGGAGAAACUAUAGCAGGGAGCAAACUGCCUUGCAGUCAGUGCUGGUUGUAUCAGUGAGCUCACAGGUUUACAGUGGAAUCCUGUCCAAGCAGCCUAGCUCCAUCUCUAGGUGCAUCCAGGCUGAGCACUAAGAGGCAUGAGACUAAGGCAUGAGCUCUCCAGAAACAGUCACUGACCAGCAGGACUGCUCUGGAGUUGGCCUUUGUGUCCAAGCGGUUCAGCUAAGCAGCUCUCAAUCCUCACUGUGGCAAUUACAUCACUCCUCAGCCGUCUCUUCGCCAGGCUAAAGAAGCCCAACUUCUCAAGCAUGUCCUUGUACAACACGUUCUCCGGCCCUGACUAUCCUAGUGGCCCUCUGCAGGACUCUUAUUGUAUUUGGGAUCCAAAAUUGGAUGCAGUAUCUAGAUGUGGCCUCACCAGUGCCAAGUAAAGGGAAAUAACCACGUCAUUUGACCUGGUUACACUCACAUGGUAACUUGGGCUGGAAGGGACCUUAGGAGGUCUCUAGUCUACCCUCCUGCUCCAACCAGUGUUAGUGUUGACCAGUGUCAAGAGGGGGAGGGUUUUAGAAGCAGAACUGCCCUAAGCCUAGCUAGGGUUUUUUCCCCUCUUUGUAGCAUUAGCAGGAGAGACUGGACGCCAGGGAUAGAGGGCUGCGAAUUCACUGCAACCUGAGGGCAACGCUUCCAGCGCAGUGGAGCCUCCAGCUCUGUGAGGGCCCUCAUGCGGUGGGGGACAUCCAACAAGAAAGAUGUAGGAGCAGGAUGCAGAGCCAUAGCAAAGAGCCAGCCCUGACGUUGGGUCAAGGGAUGGACUUUAUGGGGUACAUCCAAGCAGGUCAUGGGUCCUGUUUGCACCCAGGGGGUGUAAUUUUGGGUUUUCCACAUGAAGUAUAUGACUCUAGGUCUGGCUGGUGCAUCUUCUGUUUGUGAUGGGAACUGAUCAGGAGCUCCCCAGAAAAUUUGAAUUCAAUUUCUCCUGCAAGGGUAUUUUAGUGCUACGUUUGCCAUCGCAUGACUGGGGUGAUGUUUAGGAGUGGAGUGGUUGGUGGCACCCAUGUGACAGGGCUAGAGAGGUGAUGGGUUCGAUCCCCAUUCAUGAGGAUGCUAAUCCCCAGGACAGACAAGGGCCUCAGCAACCUGAUGCAGCUUAGACGUAAAUCCUGCUGGGAACAUGAAGGUUGACCAGAGACCUUUGUCUGUAGCAAUUCCCAAUCCACUUGUCCUAGCAAUCUCCCAUAUCCUCCCAGCUGCCUCUGUUCCCUGUCCCUCCUCCCUGCAAGCGAAAGAGCUCUGUCAUUCAUCGCCUGAUGUCUAGUCCCUUGCUAAGCCCUCCACAAUCACAAGGUGUUUUAGUAUUAUGCAGGCCCUGGUGAUGACGGAAGUAAGUUUGUUUCAUAAUUGGAUUAGCACUGCUGGCAGCAUGCUUUUGCAUGGUGGUGAGGGCUGGGCUGGCACGGCCCCUGAGCCCUGUGCCACUCUGCCCAGUUGUGAGCCAGCCUGGGGCUCUACUUACUCUUGCACAGAACUGCACUGGCCAAAAGAUGUAGUCUUGCCAGAAGGCAACCCAGAGGGGUGAAAGGCUGCUUCAGGGCAGGAUUUGAGCUUGCCCUCCUUGGAAGCUGGGAUGUGUUCACUGAAACUCUGUCACAGUCCCUCAUGUCUCCCACCUUCUGGAAAUGAAGCACUUUGCUUAGCAUCAUCAGCCUCAUCACCCAUCCUAGCACAAGCCAUCAAGGCUCCUGAACGCCACGGAGGCUGGAGAGUAUCACCAGUAACUGAUCCACCAAUAACUGUGAGACCGGGUAAAACCCUCAGAUCCAUGCCCCCUUCCUGCCCGUCUGCCCUGGAGAAGUUCCCUUGAGCCCAAGCCUAGUGGUUAGUUUAAAACCCCAGCCCUAGCAGUGAUGCCUAAGUUGCUUGAAUAUCACUGAAAACAGAGUUCCCUCUAUUCUGUCUCCAACCACAGCAAUCUGCAGAAGGAUCAAAUAACCCAACAGUUCAGCUGCCAAAGUUUAUAGCAGAGGAGAGAAAUUUGUUCCUGAUCCCUGCAGGCUACCAGCAAAAUGUGCAGUGCAGCACAUGCAGAGCACACACAUGCAUGUGGCACACACACGGCCCAAGUGAAUGCCUCCUUUUAAAUCUUGUAGAGACCAAUAUAUUUGACAGAAGGGACAAGUUUCAUUCCUUAACUCAGUGACCACCCCAGCUCAGUCCCUUCUGUAUGCUUCCCCAGCAUUGUCUCAAACCAGUUACUUGCUGGUGGUACCCUGAUUGAAAAUUGUCUCAAAACAUCCAUGUUUGGAUGCCUCCACCUAAUUUUCAGCCUACACUUGUGAGCAGUUCUCUCCUUUUUUCUUGCACAAUUCUGCAAGCACAUCUCCAGAACAGCAUGCUUGGGCAGAUCUCCUGGGUGAGACCUUCCCAGUGCCUUGCAAGUAAUGUGGCUGUGUCCCUCCUGAAAAUGCAUCUCAGGCAUGACAACUCCACACUCCCAGCCCUGCACUGCUUGCUAUUAACAUUAGUGGGGUCGUCCCAAGACUAGGAUGGAGGAACAGUGCUAGAGAGAGCUCAGAGACACCCUUUUUAACACAACCCAUCAUUUACUUGAUUAGCUGGUUCCUCCUCUGCUAUAUCCAUACCUGUGACUUCCAGCAUUGGAGACUCUUCGUAUUGGGUACAAAUCAAACUUUUUCCUUAAAUCUAACCAGCCUAAAUACACUGCAUCACCUUGUCUAAGUUAAUUAUCAAAGGAAAAUCAUUAUGUUACACUGAGACAAGGUAUCUGUGAUAUAUUCUGUUUCCACUUCCCCUCUUAUCUUGAAGCUGAGUCUCCUUCAAAAAAACCUUUGUAAAGGUAUGAAAGUCUAGGUAUGUUUUUAUCUCUCUUUUCCCUUUCUUGGAUGUGGAAGGCACAUUUGCUGCAUUUGUUUGCUAUUUUGAGCCAUAUCUAGGUUAUCCUGAAUCUGGUCCUUCCUUCACAGUGAGGUGACCUUGGUCCUGUCCUCUGCGGUCUCCUGCAGCACCUCCUGGUUGACCAUCAUCUCAUGCAUUCAAAGUAUGUCCUCAUCUGGUGGUUGUGCCUCAGGCGUUCUCUGUCAUUCACAUCUCGCUCAGCUUGAUGACCUGCACAGCUACAAUCUUUCUCUUAAUUUCCAGGAUAAAUGUAUGCAUGCUGAAUUGUUCUCCAUUAAAUGGCAGUGCAGUGCGAGUCCUGAUUUGUGCCUGUGUGGGACCGAUGGGCUCCCUGCCUGUGUCCUUUCUCAUUGCUCCUGGAUGGGGUAGACUUGCUGCAAAUGUACACCGCGCUGUGAUUUACUGCCCCUAUGCAGCAUUACAGCCUCUCUGUGCAUGUACAGCAUGUCCCGAUUUACUGCUCGCAUUAAGGGUUACCUCUCUGCAAAUUCACAGCACGUUUGGUUUUAGUGUGCUCUCUCUGACCAUGCACAGCGUGUCUGGAUUUACAGGGAAGGCUCUUGCAUGUCUUUGCUUCUGUGUAGAGCACCUUAAGUCAUUCCAAGGGGAAUAGUCUGCCUGAUUUGCCUCUUGGAUUUACUGUGUGUGCAGUGGGUGGGCACUCUAUGUGGCAUGGCGUGGCUUCCAUGUGCUCGUGGCAUCCUAAUUUUGGCUCAUGCAUUAGCUGCUUUCCCACACAGGUGCCUUGCAGCCUCUGGACAGGCACAUGCUUUCUGCAUGUGUGCAAGACACCACCAUCAGGUCCUGACAUCAGAGCAACCCCCAACUCUAGCUGGUAAUGUGUGGUAAAGAUUGCAGGCUCUGUGCUGCACCUAAUUCCCUCUGACUCCCUGUCAGAGCCUCCUCUGCCCCCAUCUGCUCAGCCACUCUUGUAACCAUGUCUUACAGGGGCUGAAGUGCAGCCUGACACCUCCAUCCUGGGCUAUCCUGGCUCAUGUCCUGCUCUUGAAACUGUGGGCUGUGUGGUAACUAGGUGUCCUGCCAGAGGUAAUAGAGAGUGUCUCUGGUGGGCAGCAAGACCCAGUGUCCUGCUGAAUGUCAUUUAAGCCAGAGUCCCGAGUGCACCUCUGGUAGCUGAAGUCUUCUUAGGGGAUGUUUAUGGGAUCCCAAUGACUUCCUUCAUUGACCCGUUGGCUUGGGAGACCAAAAGGGGAGAACUGGGAUAUCAGAGACCCCCAGAAAUGCUUCAGAGGGCAGUCCAGAGAAGAGUGUUGUCACUCAAAGAAGUUGCAGAAUGUGCCCAUCCAGGCACCAAGAAAGUGAGGAAGUUGUGACUCACAGCCAUGGCCUGUGUUGGCCUGUGAAGGAAGCAUGGGAGAGACAGUGUCUCCCAUUCCUUGCAUUGGGAAGGUCUACAGCCCUGUUUGUCAUGCUGGUGACCAGAGAGCUGCCAGCUGGAGUUAGCUGAGGCUGGGAAGAAGGAGGUACAAGCUGAGACAGCUUCGGUGUCUUGUAAGGAAGGUGAUUCCUGGUUUGUUUUUUUGGGUUUUUUUUUGUUUGUUUGAUUGGUUUUUGUGUGUGUGUGGUGAUUGUUUGUUUGUUUGUUUGUUUUUUUGGGUUUUUUUUGGUGGUUUUUUUUGUUGGUUUUUUUUUUUUCCCCCAGAACGGCUGAGCUAAAAACCAUCUUGCUUUUUUCUGCUGUGACUUGUAGCUGAGGUCCCAGAUGCCACAGGCUGGGGCAAGUGGUCUAGGUGGGACCAGGAAGAGCUGGAGAGUGGAUUGCUUACCUGGUGAGGGCUCUUGGCCUUGAGUUUGACUUCCAGCCAGUCCCAAAGGAAGCAGCACAUCGUACACCAGAGCAAGCAAGAGAGCAAGCAUAGGGAUGUUGCUUGGUCCCCUGUGUGUCGCAGACCCCACACUGCCCUGCUCAGCUGAGGGUCCCAAUGAAAGUCCAUCAUUCAGGGUGACCUUAGGCUUUGUGGCUCUGGCAUUGUCAGCCCCACAGGCAGCAUGGUAAUUCGCGCUGGGAGCUGUUCCCAGUGUCAGCACUGGGCAAUUGUCCCUGCUGGUCUGGUCUUGCUCUGGGCCAUUAGCAGCAAGAUCCUUCUUUUAUCAUCGUACUUCUCAUUCCAUCUUGGCAGCUGCAGUAAAUGUCUGUCUGUUAGCAAGUACGAAUGCCUGUCAGGACACAAGGUCGGGAUGCCCUGUGGCAGGCGAUGAUUUUGACACACUCAUGGGUUGCUUGGGUGUGGAGUGGGAGCAUCUCUCUUGAUGCAGGGAUGGGACAGAGUCUCUCGUGGUGUCACUGGGGGUGUGCAUCCUUGCAUCGUGACCCCCCUGCUGUGAUACCUAUUCAGAAGCACAGCAGGUCUGUCUGUGGUCUCUCUGUGCUGGGACUGGAGGAGUGGGGACAGGUGAUCCCUCCCUGAUAGCAGAGGUGCUGCUCAUUUCCAUUUAGAUAGAGGAAUUUCAAUCUCGGCUUGCUGUCUCCUCACCACGGUUUGACUCAAGAAACAAAUUUCCAAUUUUCUUCUCCACACAAUGCCAUAUGCUCUCUGCUGGCUUGGGAACUGAAGCAUAUCAGAGAUGCUGCAGCCUGGAAGAGGUGGAUAGUUGAGUGCGUGAAUGUGGAUGGUUACCUGUGUGUAGCUCCACGAAGCAUCUGGGCCAUAUGGCUUCUCUGUAUCCAAAUCUGCUGCGCUGCCUGCUGCCCAAAGUCCUCCUAUUGCUUCUCACUAGCUCCCUUCCCUGUCCUGGGUCGGAUUAACACCAGCAUCCAGAGUUGGCCCCUAUGAUACAUGAUCUGGAUCACUUGAGGGCAGAGGAUGGUCACACACGGAGAAGUCACCCAGAUGACCAAAGCAAUGAGGACAACCAGCUGUUUGUCUUCCAGUGGGAAAAAUGCAAGAAGAAAUCCAGCAAGGGGGGGACGGUGUCCUUGCUUGCUGCCUACAUCGAGCGUGUGUUCACAUGCCCACAGAGAGGUGAUACAGGGAAGCUCAUGAUCCUCUGUGUAGUCUCCUCCACCAUGUACUUAGUGUGUCUGUUCCUGUAGGAAUAAACACCAGUUUCACUCA
Strigops habroptila (Kakapo) is the source of this 9704-nucleotide messenger RNA. RefSeq names its product Src homology 2 domain containing F (gene SHF). NCBI's taxonomy places the organism in Eukaryota, Metazoa, Chordata, Aves, Psittaciformes, Psittacidae. The transcript is spliced from 7 exons. The record is from RefSeq and is a predicted model, not a curated record. Gene Ontology annotation, molecular function: phosphotyrosine residue binding. Bases 209 to 1633 code for a protein of 474 amino acids.